AUAAGUUUCGUUCUAGGUUAUAUAAAAGAUAUAAGGGAGAAACUGGUCUCGAUCCCUGGAAAAAUGAUAACAUGAAUAAAGCAUUAACCCCUGGAUAUUUGGAGUGGGAAGCCAAAUUAGAAUUACCAAGCAUUUUGUCAGAUAAAUCUCGUUCUAGGUUCUAUAAAAGAUAUAAGAAUAAGACUGGACUCUAUCCCUGGAUAAACUCUGAAACUUCUGAAUCUUCACAAACCGAAAUUGAUGAAACAGAUUUGAAGUUGAUGGAUAAGAUUACUGAACUUGAAAAAGAAAACAUCAAAAUUAAAGGUGAGAAUGUGGAGUUAAAACGGAAUAUAGAUGAACUUAAAAAGGAACUAGAGUCUAAGAAAAAUCGCAAAUUUCAGGAGAAAUGUAUCCUAAUAGCUCAAGUAUUGCUUGGAGAAGAACCCGUAGUCGAAUAUCGUCCAUCUUUUAUGGAGAGAUUAGAACUUGAUGCCUUCUUCCGAAGUAAUCGAAUUGCGUUAGAGGUACAAGGGGCACAACAUCGGCUUCAUAACACUAGCUGGUAUAAGGAUGUCAAAAAACUCGAAGACAUCGUCAAUCGUGAUCGGAAAAAAAGAUGCAUGUGUCAAGAUAACGGAAUUUUUCUUCUUGAGAUAUGGUAUGAUGAAAAUCCAGAAAUUGUUAUUCCGAAGAGGAUACAAAAAAUUAGGGGGUUUGUUAAUGAAAGUAUCUGUAAGCUUUGA
Messenger RNA from Diversispora eburnea, 725 nucleotides. Lineage: Eukaryota; Fungi; Glomeromycota; Glomeromycetes; Diversisporales; Diversisporaceae. The record is from the annotation of a GenBank genome assembly.